This is a messenger RNA of Leptomonas pyrrhocoris, 2383 nucleotides long. RefSeq lists its product as hypothetical. Lineage: Eukaryota; Euglenozoa; Kinetoplastea; Trypanosomatida; Trypanosomatidae. The record is from RefSeq and is a predicted model, not a curated record. The coding region runs from base 65 to 2383 and encodes 772 amino acids. The transcript has a single exon.
AGGUGCACCGUCGUCCACGAGCGACUCAACAGAGAUACCUCCUCUCUCCAUCACGCAGGUAGGGAUGGUCACCGUGCUUGUGCAACGGCAGCGGCGAGAGGCGGCGCAGCGUACGGAGCGGCUGCGUGCCGCACGCCAGGCCGCCGCGCAGCUCUCCGUCGAGCAGACUCGAUUCUACAUGGAUCAGAAGCGGCGGCAAGCCGCAUCCGUUCGCGAAGAUGCCCGCCAACGGUGGAUGCAGGCGCAGGCCCGCGAUGUCGACGCCAUCGACGCGUUGGUGCAGCGCGGCAUCGCCCAGCAGAGCGACGGCCACGAGGCGGCUGCGCGGUUACAUGCAGAUGGGCAGCGAGAGGCGUGCGAGGAGGCCGCGGCGUGGCAUGCGGAACACGAGUUGGAGGUUGCACGCCACCGUCUGGCCGUCGUCUACACCCGGGCGGAGGCGCACGAGCGACACGCCCCGCACAUCGUUGCGCAGCGUCGACGGGCAGCGGUGCGAGAUGUGGAGAGGAAACGCGCUGCUCGUGUGGCGGCCGCGCCGGCGUCUGCGCUGCCGCUGGCGGAGGUGAUGCGCAGUCUCCGCGCGGCACCCGUUGCGACAGAGAACUGCACGGCUGGCAUUCCAGUGGCUUACCCGGCUGAGCUGCGUCAUCCUAACGACGCUGCGGCUUCGUCUCCCCGAUCGAGCUCUCCGGAGCAGCGGCGGUGGCGCAUUUCGGACGUGGCACCACACGCACGAGUCACUGUGCACGCCCCGGACGAUCCACCUCGGGGUGAACGCGUGGAGAGGAACGCAGGCGAAGUGAGAAACCUCGCGGUGGGCGUCGAGGACACAGACAGCGAGGAGAAGGCCGAUCCGGUGAGGCACGCCACCCAUGCCUACGCGCUCGAGUGUGCGUCGGCGCUGGCGCAGCGGGAGAAGACGCUGACGGACGGGCAGCAAAAAGCGGCGCAGCGGGCGGCUUCCGCGCUGCGUCGUCAGCACCACGAGCGGAUGCAGGCAGAGGCGGCCCGGCAAGCGCAGCGGGAGCGCCUCGCCGCCGUGAAGGACGUCUACCGCCACUCCCGAGAAGAAAUCAGCGCGGAGGCAGCACAGAAACAAAGCGGCAAUGCUGCUGCUGGUGCUGCUGCACAAGUGUCCACUCAAAGUGGCAACGCCGAUGCCUUCGGAGAUGUCGGCAACUCUGCGCCGCCGCCACAACCGUCACCGCCGCCACGAGCGUCGCCGCACGGCCUAACACGUCAGCAACAGGCGCAGAAGAUGUAUCGGACGUGUGAGGACGACUUCAAGGCCACCUUUGUUGACGGCCCGCCGGUGGCCGUGCACGCAGAGCGAAGCACCACCCGCACCGCCCCUCUAGAGGAGCUGCUGCGUCCUGCGCAGGUGGCGGAUCUGCUUUACAGUCAUGCGCAUGAAUCCCCCUCGCGGGCGACGCGCAUCGACACCGCACAACCGCCGCCGUCUAGCGCAGGCGGAGACGCGACAGCCACAACGGCUACGAUUGCGAGGGGUGAUGCACCUCCGGCGUCACGCGUGCUGCCCUCCGCGCCGCUGCACAUGCGGCCCCUGCACCCCUACGGUGAAACCAGCUGUACCACCACGAACUACGAUAGCAAUAACAAUGCGAAUUCUCCAGGUGGCAGCCCCUACAGCCCUGCGCAACGUGCUGUCAAUCCGGAAGGCAGCGGACGUGUGCAGGACGGUAGCGCCUCGCCACAGCCGUUUGUGCGCGAGACGCAUCGGGGCGUCAUGGGAGUGCCCUCCUCUACCCUUUCUCCGCUGAUGCACGUCCGCGCCGUCACGCCACCGGUCCAACAGCAAACGUCUUCUUUAUCUUCUUCGCCACCUCGUGUAACGGCACCAUCGGCGGAGAAGCGGUCACAGGAGAUCGCCAUGUCGCCUCUGUCCACAGCGGCAGCAGUAACUGUGGGAGAUGGUCGCAAGGUCAGCCCCGAGCCGAUCCCUUCACCUUCUCAACCUCCUCCACCAGCUCUUCCUCCUUCCUCACCACAGCAACUGAUGCAAGAGGAGGUCGUGAACGCAGCGGAGACAGCGGUGGUCCACGUGUCGCAUCGAUCGAGCACGACGGUGUCCGCUGCGACGACUCCGCUGAGCACCCCACCGCGCCCCGUACAUCCACACGCGGCGAAGUCACCGCCGUCGUCGUCCACCUCUACGCCGCUGAGCAGCGCCGCGGAAGACUCUCACUUGUCCAGCGUUACGAGUGAGGGCAGCAGCGGCGGCAGCAGCUCGAUGGACUCCUCGGGCGCCAGCGCUAGCACCGGCAGCUCAUCGCUGCGUCACCCGCUGCCGAUGAUGACGGCGGAGCAGCUGAAGUUGGCGCUGGUGCGGCUGCGCAGAAGAAUCAAGACCGCACAGAUGUAG